Colletotrichum acutatum is the source of this 1073-nucleotide messenger RNA. RefSeq lists its product as uncharacterized. The transcript has 2 exons. Bases 169 to 906 code for a protein of 245 amino acids. The record is from RefSeq and is a predicted model, not a curated record. NCBI's taxonomy places the organism in Eukaryota, Fungi, Ascomycota, Sordariomycetes, Glomerellales, Glomerellaceae.
CAAUCGACACCUUGCCCGUGUGAGCUUGUUUAUUCCCCCACCAUCACCGCCAUAGCCUUGCCUUUCAAUGUGGCAUACCGCGCAACCUCGACUGUGACCCAACUGUGAACCACUGCCAUUUACAGCAUAGACACAGCUUCUAGAUCUUCGCAAGUUCAGUUCAUCAUCAUGGGUAGCAUCUCGUUCCGCGAGCAUAUUCGCUGGAUCCCCGAUGAAGCGAGCGAGCCGACAUCGACCAUAGUGCUCACGUCCCCGCAGCGCCGUUUCGUGGACCUCCGCAUUCUGAAGCAAACGCCAACCGUCGAUGGCGUACAAGAUACGCACGGCAUCGAGCGCCUGGAAUGGGGCAUCGCCGGAACCUCCUCGUCGUCCACCCGCACCGACGAUCAGGGCGCCGAGGUGCGCCACUCGCGCUGGGAGCACUGGAUCGAUUCGCGCACGACGGAUCCCGAGAACGCGGCCGACGAGGGCGACAUGUACGAGCAGCCCGACGGGCUGACGCUCGAAAAGGGCCGGAUGGUGAACCCCGCCACCGGCACGGAGACGGACUACGAAGAGCUGUGGAGGGACGUUGAGCCCGUUACGGUUCCUCCGGUCGGUGCCGCGGCCGAGGGCGAGGCUCAGAAGGGUGUCGAGUGUGUUGUUCUCAAGCACGAGGACGAGACGAGCGGGGCGCGGGGUAUGGUUGUCUGGCUGGGGCGGUUCUGUCAGGGUAUUUCGAGGGUCGGAGAGGAGGUUGCGGCGGAGAGGUGGGAGUGGAGGGAGGGGGAGGGGUGGAGGCGGGUUGUGAGGAUUGGGAAUCGGGCUUUGCCUUGUGAGGUGUUGUUGAUGACAGGUGCGGCGUUGAGUGUUGGGACGCAUGUUGUUCAUGAGGAGGUUGUUUGGGAUGUGCUUGAGAGUCGGUGAUUGUGUGGCCUAUCAUGAUCUGAAUAGUGUAAUGAGCUUCGAGGUGUCUGGGUUGCCAUUCUGGUCGAGUCUGGACGGAUCCUAUAGAGCCGCGGUCGGGUAGGCAUUUGAAGACGAUGCUCUAGAGAUUGCGCGUCGAAAUUCAUAACUUGAUCCUACAUUUUCGG